AUGUCGGCCAUAGUAUCAUCAUCUUGUACUGAUAAUGGGUCGGUCUCACGUCUUUCAAACGGUCUUCAAGAUGCUAGUAUUACUGGUUCUUCCUCAAAAACACUUAUAUCUAAUAUAGAACAAGGGAGGAGAAAUACUACAAAUUCUUUUCGUUCUUCGCCCUGGACAGACGAUAACAGAGAGUGGGACAAUUUUUUUCAACAAAAUGUUGUUCAUGGUAACGUGAAACAGGAGUUUCCCGAUUUUUUUAUGUCAGAAGAUGAGGAGGAAGAAGAAUUCCGACAAGAAUGGAGUGAUGAACAUUUUACCCAAUUAUACAUUCAACAGCAACAUAGUUUAAAUCUAGACAAAUUACAUAAUAGAAAGCGUCGACAUUCUACUUCACAAAAUUCUUUUGUUCAAGAAUUUUUACAAAAUUCAAAUGACACAAGUCAAAAAAUAACGAAUAUUUUUUGUACAAAUCAUUGCGACUUGUUCCAAGCUCAACUUUACUUCAUUGAUCACCUUCUGACCGCCAUCUUAACAUGUCCGAUCACAACAACUCGUAGGCCUUCAUCCACGGCUGAAUGGAAUUGGGACAAACUCUUUUCACCAACACGUUGGUAUGAUAAAGACCAUGAAGAUGAUGACGAUAUACUACAAAACGAAUAUCUUAAGCAUGUCGCGAUUGAAAGAUUGCAAUUAUUGUUGGGACAUUUAAUUGUUAAUACUGAUGACGAUAAACGAAAAGAAGGAUGGGAGUGGGAGUGGGAGUUUUAUAAUUCUUAUAUUCUUUAG
Messenger RNA from Rhizophagus irregularis DAOM 181602=DAOM 197198, 777 nucleotides. RefSeq lists its product as uncharacterized. The record is from RefSeq and is a predicted model, not a curated record. Lineage: Eukaryota; Fungi; Glomeromycota; Glomeromycetes; Glomerales; Glomeraceae.